Molecule: messenger RNA, 1943 nt
Organism: Elaeis guineensis (African oil palm)
Lineage: Eukaryota; Viridiplantae; Streptophyta; Magnoliopsida; Arecales; Arecaceae
Product: serine/threonine-protein kinase PBS1
Biological process (GO): protein phosphorylation
Molecular function (GO): protein kinase activity; ATP binding
Source: RefSeq, a predicted model, not a curated record
CUCUCUCCCCCCCCACCUUAUAAAAAUCCGAUUUUUUCCCUCCCCUUCGCUUCAAAUCACGUCAAUCGGAUCUGAAAGCGCGAAAAGUGUUGAUAGAAUUCGAUCCUGGGAACCCCAGGACCGACUCAAUGCGAUCGGUGGAGGAGAGAUUUGGAUGAAAAAUCCGAUCUUGGAGGCUUUUUCUUCCCCAAAUUGUGAUCUUGUUGCGAAAUGGGUUGCUUCCCGUGCUUCGAUUCAAAGGAGGCAGCGCAGCUAAAUCCAGGGGAGGGGAGAGAUGACAGGAGGGAGGAGCAGCCCAUGGUUCCCCCUCGUGUGGAGAAAUUAUGUUCUGGAGCUGAUAGGUUGAAGACGAGAAGCCAUUUGGAUUCGAAAAAGGAGUCAUUGGGAACAAAGGAGGGGCCUGGUUUUAAUAUUUCAGCACAUACAUUCACCUUCCGGGAGCUUGCGGUGGCAACAAAGAAUUUUAGACCAGAAUGUUUUUUAGGGGAAGGGGGGUUCGGACGGGUCUAUAAAGGGCGUCUCGAAAGCACGGGUCAGGUUGUAGCUGUAAAACAGCUCGAUCGGAAUGGGCUUCAAGGAAACAGAGAGUUUCUGGUGGAGGUCCUCAUGCUUAGCCUGUUGCAUCACCCCAAUCUAGUUAAUCUUAUUGGCUAUUGUGCUGAUGGAGAUCAACGCCUUCUCGUGUAUGAGUAUAUGCCCUUGGGAUCAUUGGAAGAUCAUCUGCAUGACCUCCCACCCGAAAAAGAACCACUGGAUUGGAAUACAAGGAUGAAGAUUGCCGCAGGUGCAGCCAAAGGGUUGGAGUACCUUCAUGAUAAAGCAAAUCCUCCAGUUAUAUAUAGGGACUUCAAAUCAUCCAACAUAUUAUUGGAUGAGGGGUUUCACCCAAAGCUUUCUGAUUUUGGGCUUGCCAAACUCGGUCCUGUUGGUGAUAAAUCACAUGUCUCAACAAGGGUGAUGGGAACCUAUGGAUAUUGUGCUCCAGAGUAUGCUAUGACUGGACAAUUAACAGUCAAGUCUGAUGUAUAUAGUUUUGGUGUUGUACUUUUGGAGUUGAUUACUGGAAGGAAGGCCAUCGACAGCACCAGAGCACAUGCGGAACAAAAUCUUGUUUCAUGGGCUCGGCCCAUGUUCAAUGACCGAAGGAAACUCCCAAAGCUAGCUGAUCCAAAGCUGCAAGGGCGAUACCCCAUGCGUGGGCUCUACCAGGCUCUUGCUGUGGCUUCCAUGUGCAUCCAAGAGGAAGCUGCCUCCCGCCCUCUCAUCGCUGAUGUUGUAACUGCUUUGGCCUAUUUGGCAUCCCAAGCUUUUGAUCCCAAUGCAGUACCUAAUUCCAACAGCAGGUCUGGUGGGGAAAGGAGGAGCAGGAAUAGCGAUGAGAAAGGUGGAAGGAUGCUAGCAAAGAAUGAUGAUGGAGGGUCCGGCCGUAAGUGGGAACUUGAUGUGGAUAAAGAAGAUUCUCCGAGGGAGACAAUUGGGAUCUUGAACAGGGACUUUGAUCGGGAGCGAGCCGUGGCAGAGGCCAAGAUGUGGGGAGAGAAUUGGAGGGAGAAGAGACGGGUUAAUGCUAAUGCACAGGGUGCUUUCGAUGCUGCAAGUGGAAAUGGGUAGCACAUAAUCGAACACUUCUCUUUCCAUUUUUUUUUUUUUAUCUGUAUAAGAGUGGAAACCAUAGAGUAAGGAGCUUGUUACAUGCUACCUUUUCAUUUCUUUUUUCCUCCUCUUUCAUUUAAUAAGAUUUAAGUGUGUAUAUUUUCUAUAGGCAGGGAGGCUUUCAAGUGGUUGUGGGUGGUAACCAGACAUGCUGUUUUGCCUAUGAAGCUUUUAAAAAAAUUUUGAGAGAUGGAAGAGAUCUGUAUGAUGUGUACUUUUUAUAUUAUUUUGCUUCCUCCUGGGUUUUAACCAUCAGAAGGUACCUUUUGCAUUCCACUUCUGUGACAAAA